This is a messenger RNA of Anguilla anguilla (European eel), 4867 nucleotides long. RefSeq names its product glutamine--fructose-6-phosphate aminotransferase [isomerizing] 1. Gene Ontology annotation, molecular function: carbohydrate derivative binding; L-glutamine:D-fructose-6-phosphate transaminase (isomerizing) activity. Gene Ontology annotation, biological process: UDP-N-acetylglucosamine metabolic process; fructose 6-phosphate metabolic process; protein N-linked glycosylation. Lineage: Eukaryota; Metazoa; Chordata; Actinopteri; Anguilliformes; Anguillidae. The transcript has 19 exons. The record is from RefSeq and is a predicted model, not a curated record. The coding region runs from base 86 to 2128 and encodes 680 amino acids.
UCGUCCAAUAGAACUUGAAAGGGGCGGGUUUUGUACACUACAGUCAUUCUAAGGAGGAACUGGACUACUGGCAGCGAAUGCAGACAUGUGUGGAAUCUUUGCCUACCUGAAUUACCAUGUGCCGCGGACUCGCCGCGAGAUCCUGGAGAUCCUUCUCAAAGGACUGCAGCGCCUGGAGUACCGCGGCUACGACUCGGCCGGUGUGGGGAUUGAUGGAGGGAACAGCAAGGACUGGGAGACCAAUUCCAGAUCUAUCCAGCUGAUCAAGCAGAGGGGCAAAGUGAAGGCUCUCGAUGAGGAGAUCCACAAGCAGCAGGACAUUGACCUGGACGUGGAGUUUGACGUUCACCUGGGCAUCGCCCACACCCGCUGGGCCACCCACGGCGUCCCCAGCCCAGUCAACAGCCACCCGCAGCGGUCCGACAAGAGCAACGAGUUCAUUGUUAUUCACAAUGGAAUCAUCACCAACUACAAAGACCUGAGGAAAUUCCUGGAGAGCAAAGGCUACGAGUUUGAAUCCGAGACCGACACCGAGACCAUCGCCAAGCUGGUGAAGUACAUGUACGACAACCGGGAGAGCGAUGACAUCAGCUUCGCCACCCUGGUGGAGCGAGUCACCCAGCAGCUGGAAGGAGCCUUCGCCCUGGUCUUCAAAAGCGUCCAUUACCCAGCAGAGGCUGUGGGCACCAGGAGAGGUGGUCCCUUGCUCAUAGGAGUGCGCAGUGACCACAAGCUGUCUACGGACCACAUUCCUGUCCUGUACCGUUCAUCUGGUAAAGACAAGAAGCCCUGCAUGCCCCGCAUGGACCAGGACACCUGCCUCUUCCCUGUGGACGAGAAGGCUGUGGAGUACUACUUUGCCUCCGAUGCCAGCGCCGUGAUCGAGCACACCAACCGCGUCAUCUUCCUGGAGGACGACGACGUGGCGGCGGUGACGGAGGGGCGCCUCUCCAUCCACCGGAUCAAGCGCACGGUCGGGGACCACCCCGCCCGCGCCAUCCAGACCCUGCAGAUGGAGCUGCAGCAGAUCAUGAAAGGGAACUACAGUUCCUUCAUGCAGAAGGAGAUAUUCGAGCAGCCGGAGUCUGUAGUCAACACCAUGAGGGGGAGACUCAACUUUGAUGAUAACACCGUGAUUCUGGGCGGGCUGAAGGAUCACAUCAAGGAGAUCCAGAGGUGCCGGCGUCUCAUCCUCAUCGCCUGCGGCACCAGCUACCACGCCGGGGUGGCGACUCGCCAGGUGCUGGAGGAGCUGACCGAGCUGCCCGUCAUGGUGGAGCUGGCCAGCGACUUCCUGGACAGAAACACGCCCGUUUUCCGUGACGACGUCUGCUUCUUCAUCAGCCAAUCAGGCGAGACGGCGGACAGCCUCAUGGCCCUGCGGUACUGCAAGGAGAGGGGCGCCCUCACGGUGGGCGUCACCAACACCGUGGGCAGCUCCAUCUCCCGGGAGACCGACUGCGGAGUGCACAUCAACGCCGGGCCCGAGAUCGGCGUGGCCAGCACCAAGGCGUACACCAGUCAGUUUGUGGCUCUGAUCAUGUUUGCGCUGCUCAUGUGCGACGACAGGAUCUCCAUGCAGCCGCGACGCCGAGAGAUUAUCCAAGGUCUCAGAGUGCUGCCAGACCUGAUUAAGGAGGUGCUCAGUCUGGACGAUGAGAUCCAGAAGCUGGCGGUGGAGCUGUACCAGCAGAAGAGCGUGCUGAUCAUGGGCCGGGGGUACCACUACGCCACCUGCCUGGAGGGAGCCCUGAAAAUCAAGGAGAUCACGUACAUGCACUCGGAGGGCAUCCUCGCCGGAGAGCUGAAGCACGGCCCGCUGGCGCUGGUGGACAAGCUGAUGCCCGUCAUCAUGAUCAUCAUGAGAGACCACACCUACACCAAGUGCCAGAACGCCCUGCAGCAGGUGGUGGCCCGCCAGGGCCGACCCAUCGUGAUCUGCGAUAAGGACGACUACGAGACCAUAAAGAACUCCAGCCGCACCAUCAAUGUGCCGCACUGUGUGGACUGCCUGCAGGGCAUCCUGAGCGUCAUCCCCCUGCAACUGCUGUCCUUCCACCUGGCUGUGCUGCGGGGCUACGAUGUGGACUGCCCAAGGAACCUGGCCAAGUCUGUGACUGUUGAAUGAAGCCUCACCUUGACCCCACCCCCACCCCACCUCACGCCGUUUCAACUGAUAUAUCUGCGGCUCCACCCCAGACAGCUACUCUCAUGCAAAUAUCAAGAUUGUGAGGGGAAAAAAAGAAACCCUUUUUCCUGUUUUAUAAAGAGGCUUUUAUCAUGGCCAUUUUUAAUGCAAACCUCAAAUUCCUAUUCUAUCUGAAUGUAUACUGAAAUCUCUCUUUACCCUAAACCUGUAUCUGAAGGCAUUGUUCUAUUAUGUUUUUAUUCAUGUUGUUUUGUCAUUGGUGGUGAGUUAUGGGCUGGCUUUUUGGCUGUGUUUUUUAGGUUUUAUUUUAUGUAUAUAUGUUUUUUUUUUGGGGGGGGGGGGGGAUUUGCCUCACCGAAACACUUUCCGGAAAGUUUAUGAAGUGCAUGGUCAUAUUCUGAAGCUGUUUGCUAAGGUUCAUGCAUAUACGUAGUGGGAUACGUGCUUACUCGUAUGGGUUAGUCAGUCCCCACACAGAGCACUGUCCAUGCCAUUGACACGAUAGCAGAUAUGCAGACAUGCACUGCUGCCGAGUGCCCGCUUUGUAGGAAGAACAGCUACACGCAGCUUUUCAAUGGUAAUGCUAUAGACGCGUCAUAGAAACUCUUGUGAAAGUUAAUCCUGUGCGGUGACUCGGAUAUCGUAGCAAUCUGUUCUGAGAUGCUUAGGAGGUUUUGAAGGAUCGAUUGCAUAUUAGAGACCAUAGUUUAGAAAAACCAAUCUUGCGAACCAAAAGGAGUUAGUCCAUUGUAUUGGGUUAGGUUUGAAUGCAUUCUGAACUUUUUUUUUUUUUCCCCCUGGUUCUGGUGAGUCUGCCAGGUUAACCGUGGUCAUGAACUCUACUGUAUGUACACUUUCUUUCACCAUCAGGUGAAGAUUUUGUCUGGUGUUGUAGAAAACUUGUCUGUUUCAGGCUGUCUGUGAAGUGGUCAUUUUAACAUAAUUCUCCAUUUGUUGAGCUUGUCCAUAAUUACAAAUUUUCUUGCGGAAGGAGAACCGAUUAUGAAAAAUAAUUUGCCUUUUUUUUUCCAAAUUUGUUUCUGUGCUGAAAUUUUUUCUCUGUACAUAUUUUAUAUAUACAGAAAUACUGCUUUCUUUCUCUUGAAUCAAACUGCUUAUCUAGAGAAGCUCAAUGCUGGUGUAAUUCUGGAGUUUUCAGAAGUAGAGUGCUGUUUUACCUUCUUGGCUACAAUCAAAACAGCAGUCAAGUCUAUUGAUAUUUAGACAUAAUGUUGCAGAAUUCUGUGCACAGCUAAAGUCUGAGAAGAAUGUGAACCUUUUUUCCUCCUUUCAGGAAAGUGCAUAGUUACACACAUACUGACACACCUGCCCAGAAAUGCUUCCAGUGCCUAAUCAUGUAACUGAUUUCUUAGCAGAAGAUGAUACUUAUGGAUCAUGUGCACGUAUGUAAUGAGUGGAACUAGAACCGGCUAGUUUAGGGGUCGUCAGGUGUUUGAUGUUACUGUGAUUACUGUCUGCACUAUAUAGUUGUGUUUUAGUCAGUCGCACUGCUCAGUUGUUACUUCCUUUUAUGCAUUUAUUUCUUGUUUAGUUACUUUAGUUUCUUUACGUUACUUUGCCUUGUUUUAGAGGGGGUCCCAUUUAUUAGGGUGCAGCCUUCAGUUUACAAAUGAAGUACCUUUAUGUUACUGGCUGGGGCAUGGAGAUUUUCAGUAGAAAGCUUGCCCAUACUUGCCUGUGCCAUCAAGUUGUUUUUCUGUUUUUUUUUGUUGUUUUUUGUAAUCAUGGGACCAUUAUUUUGUUUUUCAUUUCUGUGUCAAUUUUCUUUAUUUGUAGUAAUUGUGUGUUUUUGAUUGUUACAAGCAAGAUAGCCCCCUGGCAUAGUCCUCUGAUCAACUGGAUGGUAACCAUACAUAACGGCAGUUGGUUUUUAUGGGGUGUAGUAGUUUUGGGUGUUGGGGUGAGUUAGGGGGUGUUAAUAGUUGCACCGAGAAAUUUCAAAGAAACACACAGUGGGAUGCUGUAAGUUUGUUAUCCAAAGCAGCUGCUAUUAUAGGGGGGGAAUUAAUGUUAGUGUGAUAUCUGUAAGGCCCAGGGAGUGUACCUUUUGCACUAAGGUCACAAGCAAAGCCACAUUGGUUUGCAUGCCAGGACCCCACUCUUUGACAUCAUUUACAGUGUCCAAAAAUGGGCCUUUUGUUUUUGCAUGUGGUUGCAAGACAUAAUAAAUGCUGGUGUAUGUAGACAUCUUAAAACAUUUCAUUUCUUUUUUUCAUGAAAUUCUUUUUCAUUAUUCCAGUGUGUUUGUGAAUCCGUCCUGUAGGAGAAAUUAGAUGCAGUUUUAAUAUGCUUUGUGUGCCAAUCUGUGUGACCUUAGCACAAAGGAUAUUCAUUAGAUGUUUCGGUUAGCAGAGCAGGGCAUGCAGAAGAGAGCUCUGGUGUUUAGACUGGGUACUAAACUGGUUUCCGUAGAGUAGCCGAAGUGUCAGAGUUUGAGUGCUUUGAAUUCUGUUUUAAAAGCUCCUGCAGAAAAUGAACACAGCCUUUGAUGUCUGUCUGGAUGAUAACAAUGCUUAUCUGUCCACCUCUUUGGUUCACUCAGUACAUACUGUAUUCAUGAUAGUGCAGUCGGGUAACUGCAAUGUCAGAUUUACCUCGGUUGACGGUGUCCUUAUUGAACACCAUUCCGUUUCCUGAUGAAGAGAAGAUGGGGGUUGUAUUAUUACAACAGAUGCAAUAAAACCAGUUCCUUCCUUU